This is a messenger RNA of Synchiropus splendidus (mandarinfish), 2252 nucleotides long. RefSeq lists its product as uncharacterized. Lineage: Eukaryota; Metazoa; Chordata; Actinopteri; Syngnathiformes; Callionymidae. The transcript has 14 exons. Bases 364 to 1887 code for a protein of 507 amino acids. The record is from RefSeq and is a predicted model, not a curated record.
UUUUAUACAUUGGUGAUGACCAAGUGAUAUUUCUAAGAAGUGAGUGCUGAAACGGUGUGGACACAAAACUACUCUUGUCACAGUGCUUUAUACAAUACAGGCAAACACAUUGGAAGUCAUGUGACUCGCGCACCUGCUUCAAGCCCAGUCAUCUUCACAUUCUCCCGAAGCCAAUAGCAUCCUCCCCAACCGUCAUUGAUGUGCAUCAGACAAACAGGUCUUGCAAGCUGUGUGGGUAUUUCUGCUUUGGUCUGUCACACUAGCGCUUCACUUCCACAGAUCACGCAGAGUAAAGGAGUGUGGAGACAGUUAUCCACCCGUUCGUUCUUUCUGACUUGACUUCGAGAUAAGAGCAGACCGACAAUGGGACCGCUGGUGCUUCUGGUAUUCGCAGGGAAUUUGGGACUGUCCAUGGUCAUGGCCAAUAGCACAGCCAACAUGACCUGCACACCCAUGAAUGGAACUCAGCCAUCAUCCAACAUGACCUGUUCGCCGCCGGGCAACAACACCCACUCCAACAACAUGACCAUGCCGCCGGGCAACAACACUCACUCCAACAUGACCAUGCCGCCGGGCAACAACACUCACUCCAACAACAUGACCAUGCCGCCGGGCAACAACACCCAACCACCCAACAACGUGACCAAGCCUCCCGCACCUCAGCCAGCCGACGACCAGCCAGUCGUGAAACUAGAAUUCAAGGUGCAGCAAGACUUUAAACCGGAGUUUGCCAACAAGAGCUCACCGGAAUUCAAAGCAUUUGCCAACAAUAUAACCUCAGCAGUUGACAAAGUUUAUGCUGACACACCUGGAUUUAAUCGUUCAGUGGUCACUGCACUCAGACGAGGAUCUGUUGUGGUGGACCUCGAGUUGAUCUUCAACAAUGCCAGCUCCGCCCCAAACGCCAGUAAUCUCAGGAACACUUUGGUCGCUGCCGUUAGCGGCGGUAACUUUUCCCUCCCUGUCAACGUGUCCUCCAUCACGGCAACUGUGGUGACCCCUCUCACACGCACCACUGUGGCCCCUACGACUGCAAGAGCGGCAACGGCCAAUAAGCCUGACCCCGGCGCCACUCGCCAACUAGAGUUCAGUAUGAAUAGAACCUUUGUGGCGGAUCUCCUGAACCAGUCCUCGACACCGUUUAAGGAGUUGGAGGCCGAGGUGGUCGGCGUGGUCACCAGGUCCUUGAAGGUUUUUUCAGGUUUCCAAAGCGCUGUCGUCAACUCCUUCAGGAGUGGAUCGGUGGUCGCAGCCAUGACCCUGACAUUCACCAACUCAAGCGUAGUUCCCGCAGACACCAAUCUGACUUCACAACUCACCAGCGGACUGAGCAACUCCAGCCUGAGCGUCAUAGCCGGCUCCAUCUCAGUGUCGUCCACUUCCAGUGCUGCAACAACAGCGGCGGCUAACGCGACUGCGGCGGCUAACGCGACUGCGGCAGCCACCUCAGCGCCGUCGACGGCUGCGGCGUCGUCCACCGAGGGAAUCGCGUUCCUCACGUUCAGUCUCAAUCAAACCUUUGAGUCGGCGCUCUCCAACACAUCCACGUCCGCAUAUCAGAGUUUGGCAAAAACUAUGGUCACCACUGUUAACGGAAUUUGCAUCCCGGUGUACUCUUCCUACCUUCGGUCGCUGGUGAACAACUUCACGAACGGAUCAGUGAAGACGGCCAUGACCCUGGUGUUUAAGGACAAAGACUCGGUUCCGUCCACAACCAACCUGACUGUGGUACUCAGCGACGGACUGGCCAAGUCCUCCCUGGAUGUCAUCAACGGAAGCAUCACCGUCCAGUCCGCCGCGACCGGCUGCCACCCUCAGUUCUCAGGGUUGUCGCUGCUGGCCUCGGUCGCCAUGAUGGCCGCCGCACAGCUGCUGAUCCGCGUCUAGCGAGUGCGGAGGUCGAGCGGAGCGUACAUGAUGACAUUUACCACGCGUGAAGAGAUGUGUACUUUGUUGUUAAACCUCAUCUUCCACUCUCACUUGAAUACAAGGUUUGUAUUCAGCUCUCUUAAAGGACCUGUGCCUUCUUUGAUCAAACACACUACAAGUGAGUCUGCAGUUGAGGAGGGGAAGAUUCUCAUAAAUCAUCUGUCUUGUUGUCUGUUGUCACCCACCAAGAUGACAACAUAUGAAUUAACGGAAUUGGUUUCCUUUUUCACUGGUUUGUGAUGAAUGCAAUUGAACAAUGUAUCGUUUUUGUUAUUGUUUUUUUUUUGUCUUUGUCAUGUUCCUGAAAUAAAGAAUGAAGUGUA